Messenger RNA from Astyanax mexicanus (Mexican tetra), 3065 nucleotides. RefSeq names its product zinc finger protein 502. NCBI's taxonomy places the organism in Eukaryota, Metazoa, Chordata, Actinopteri, Characiformes, Acestrorhamphidae. The transcript is spliced from 5 exons. Gene Ontology annotation, molecular function: RNA polymerase II cis-regulatory region sequence-specific DNA binding; DNA-binding transcription factor activity. Gene Ontology annotation, biological process: regulation of transcription by RNA polymerase II. The record is from RefSeq and is a predicted model, not a curated record. The coding region runs from base 235 to 1314 and encodes 359 amino acids.
AGCCAGGAAAUGGUCACUGAUGGUGGAAACUAAUGUAAACAGUUUGGCUGGAGGCUCUGAACAACAGGAGUACGCCUAAAAUAAGGUUAAAUAUCACCGCGAUUACUACAGUUUCUUUAGUUUUAGAUACAGAACGGCAUGGUUUAGGGGUUAAAUCCGCUGUAAACUGCGGUUUGGCUUAGGAAAACGAGUUGUAGCUGUUUUUAAAGCGUGUUUAUCACUCUUACUGUCACCAUGUCCACUGCUGUAGACGUGCACGCGCAGCUGGCCACCGUACUGGAGAGGUUCGCUAAGUGCGCGCUGCUGGAAAUGACCAAAAUCAUUGAUAACGACUCCGCGGUUUUGCGCGCGGAGAUCUCGCGCAGACAGAUGGAGAUCGAGUCGCUGAUGUGUAAACUCCAGUUCGCCGAGAGCGAGCUCAGAUCAGCCCGACAGGCAGCGGCUGCCCGACAACAUCCCUCCAACAUCCGCUCGGUGGGAGUUCAGGUCAGCAGCGCCUUAAAUCAGAGAGACUAUAAGGAAAGACACCAGGACGUGCAUAGAGACCAUUUAUCUCAGCAGGCUUCUGGUGCAAGGGACAAUGGAGUAGAACCAUUUCAUGUCAAAGAAGAGAGGACUGAAGUGAAGACGUGGAACAAUGAGGAAGAUCCACAGGUAGAAGAGAGCCAAGGCUGCUGGGCAGAGGAACGAGGGACACCCAACAAAUCUUCAGAUGGUUGUGAUGAAUAUCUUGUGAACGAAGCCAAACCUGACAUUAUCUGGGAUUCAACUGAGGUAGAGGACUUUUCCAUUAACUCUGCACCAAGGUCUGAGGCAUCCCAGAGAUUGGAAAUAUCACAAGAGGCUGCCAAUAUGAGUCUCAACCAAAGGACCUCAGAGAUAUCACAAAGCCCAAGACAGAGCAUCACUAUUCAGUAUCAUCCAGCCACAGAUUGCGACACAAUCACCCAGCACAGGCGUGGUCGGCCUGCUAACGUCGCAACUGCCCUCCUGGCUCCUCCAGUGACUGAACAGAGGAGUGAUGGGGUGGGAACUGGGGAAAAAAGCUCACGCUGUCCUCAGUGUGGUAAAACCUUCACCACCCGCUUCUACUUGAAGAUCCACCAGCGUAUCCACACUGGCGAGAGGCCAUACACUUGUCUUCAGUGCGGAAAGCGCUUCUACUGCAACUCCCACCUCAUCUCCCACCAGCGCUCCCACACUGGAGAGAAGCCCUAUAGCUGUGAAGAGUGUGGCAAGUCCUACUCUCAUUUAAACUCCCUCAAACUACACCAGCGCAGCCACACGGAGGAGGAGGCGUACACGUACUGGUGAUGGACAGUCCAAGGAACAGCCAAAGAUGAGAAGAGUGCAUUUGGUCUUUUUUAUUUUAGACUAUUUACAACAGAGGCGUCCAGUCUUAUGUGCAAAUGGUUGUUGUGUUUGUAGCAGGGCUAUAUUUCAAAAAAGCUGGAGAACAUCUGAUUCCACUUCCACUUGAAUGAUAAGAUUUGGACUUCCCUGGUUUACAGGUUUUACAGCAAUGGUUCAAUCAAAUAAGCUACUAUUGAUAAAGGAAUGCUCCAGAGUUUUGUCGUAGCAUAUCGCCACUGUCCAAUGAAAAGUUGUAUUUUAUUUUUUUAUUUUAAUAGAUCAUUUGAAAAGACAAACUGUCCCUAAUACUGUCUCAAGAUUUUUUAUUGAACAGACCAAUAUAAAUUAAAAAAAAAAAAAAAAAAGUUUUUACUUUGACUUCCAUUAAAAGUUAAGAAGGUUUUAUCUCCCUCUUGUAAAGUUGCUGUUUUGGAGAUACGAUAUGUGGCAUUGUAGCAAAGUGUCAAUUAUAUGUACACAUGCUGUACACAGAUGAGCGAUAACAUUAACACUCCCAUUACUAUACACAGUAGAGGCUCUUUGGAGUUCUAUAAUUACAGACUGUCUUCCUGUAUAUGUUUUUUUCUGCAUACUUUAUCAUUACGUUCAUUCUUUCUGCCUGUUCUUCAAUGAACAGGACCCUAUUGGACCAACACAGAGCAGUUAUUACUGUAAUUGUGUGGUGGAUUAUUGAUUAUUAGCACUGUAGUGACACUGAGGUGGUGGUGUAUGAGGUGUUAGUGUGUGUUGUUUUGGUUCUAUGAGUGUGUCCACUCAACGUCCACUCUUUUAGACACUCCUGCUUAGCUUCUACACCUUGUAGAUUCAGUAAAGUCAGAAACAGAAGCUCUAAAUCUGUUGCUGUACAGUUUAUCCAGAGGAUGCUAUUGUCUGGUUGUUUCUGGUUGGUGGACUAUUUUCAGCCCAUCAGUGACAAUGAGCUGUUCAAGAACUCCAGCAGCACUGCUGUGUCUGAUCCACUCAUACCAGCAACACAUCACUAACAUAAAAAUCACCAUUAUACCAGUGUUACUCAAUGAAGUGCUGAGAAUCAAAGACCCAACACCCAAAUAAUAACUGCUCCAUCAUUAAAGAACAGGAUAAAAGAGACCAACAAUGCAAACAGAGAAACAGAUGGACCAGUGAACUCUGGGCUAGAGAGGUAACAGCUUAAAUUACAGCAUUACUUUGCAUUACACUUAGUCUGAGUGAGCUACAGAUGCCACAGAUAAAGAUUAGGUUAAAAAAUCACUGGAGUAUUCCUCUAACAAUGAACAGAAGCAAUAUAACCACCAGCUUAUGCAAAGUCGUACUACCUUCUGUUUAUUGUGUAGUUCAAUAGUGAGCUUAUUUGAUUGAGCUAGAUUUGUUUUUGCCACACACAUCUCUACAUUGUUUUUAUAUUAAUUUUAGAUGUGCCAUUGGACAGACAGUUGACAGUAUGUGCCUGAUACUGAAUAGAUUUUCUUUUAAGUUUGAGAAUUACGUAUUGUUUUAAUUAUUAUAGUUUUACUGUAUUAGUUAUGGGUUAUUUUAUCAUGGGCUGGCUGUUAUUAUGAUGUAGCGUUCCUGGUUUUAAAAAAAUAGCUGAUUAAUUUUUUAAUAUUUGAUAUUUGAAAACAUUGCAAAAAAAAAAAGAAAAUGCGUCGUGGUAUGAUUUCUCUUAUUUUUGCCUUUGCCUUUAUAUGUGAAAGUGUCAGAUUUUAGUAUUU